This is a messenger RNA of Vicugna pacos (alpaca), 2690 nucleotides long. RefSeq names its product cholinergic receptor nicotinic beta 3 subunit (gene CHRNB3). Gene Ontology annotation, cellular component: postsynaptic membrane. Gene Ontology annotation, biological process: monoatomic ion transmembrane transport. Gene Ontology annotation, molecular function: transmembrane signaling receptor activity; acetylcholine-gated monoatomic cation-selective channel activity. NCBI's taxonomy places the organism in Eukaryota, Metazoa, Chordata, Mammalia, Artiodactyla, Camelidae. The record is from RefSeq and is a predicted model, not a curated record.
CUAUGUUGGAAAAACUUUUCACUUAGCUUCCCUGAUGCAUGUUUUCACAUGUGGUUUUUCCCCUUCACACAGACCUCCAACUACGAGAAAAAUAGCCCAGAGCAUUCAGAAGUUGCUGGGCUCCAUCUUCUCUCAGUGCCCUGCAUCUCUUUGCGAGAGAGUGCAUUAAUAAGUCAGGAGUUAGGACCCAGAGAUACUUCUCAGACUUACAUGAUCUGACAGCUGCCUGGAGAUCAAUGAGGCGUACUUUCAGAGACAUUGCACUGAUGUGAGACACUUAGGGCUGCUCCCCUCCAGGUGUCCGCUCGCUCUGGGCUGUACUUUGGACUUUGAAGCACUGCAUUUUCUUCCCCAAGCCCUCCUUUCUGAUGGAAAUACCCUGAGGUUAAAGAGGAAGGAAUUAUCUUUCCAAUGCGGACAUCAUGAAGCUGACAGACUUUAUCCUGGUGCUCAGUGCCCUGGGGGUCACCCCCUCAGCCGCCGCAGGAUUCAGGUCACUCGUGGAGCAAGAAGACGCGCUCCUCAGACAUUUAUUCCAAGGUUACCAGAAAUGGGUUCGCCCCGUCUUACAUGCUAAUGACACCAUAAAAGUCUAUUUUGGAUUGAAAAUAUCUCAGCUCGUAGAUGUGGAUGAAAAGAAUCAGCUGAUGACAACGAACGUGUGGCUCAAACAGGAAUGGACAGACCACAAAUUACGCUGGGAUCCGGAUGAAUACGGUGGAAUCCGUUCCAUUAAAGUCCCAUCCGAGUCCCUCUGGCUUCCUGACAUAGUUCUCUUUGAAAACGCCGAUGGACGGUUCGAAGGCUCGCUCAUGACUAAAGCCAUAGUGAGGUCCAACGGGACGGUGGUGUGGACGCCCCCCGCCAGUUACAAGAGCUCCUGCACCAUGGACGUCACCUUCUUCCCAUUCGACAGGCAGAACUGCUCCAUGAAGUUCGGAUCCUGGACUUACGACGGGACCCUGGUGGAGCUCGUCCUGGUGGACGAGAACGUGGACCGAAAGGACUUCUUUGACAACGGCGAGUGGGAAAUACUAACCGCCAAGGGGACGCAGGGGAGCAGGAGGGACGGCGCGGGCUGGUACCCGUUCGUCGCCUACUCCUUCGUGCUGCGCCGUCUGCCCCUGUUCUACACGCUCUUCCUGAUCGUCCCCUGCCUGGGGCUGUCCUUUCUCACCGUGCUGGUCUUCUACUUGCCCUCCGAUGAGGGAGAGAAGCUCUCCUUGUCCACGUCCGUCUUGGUUUCCCUGACAGUCUUCCUCCUGGUGAUCGAGGAGAUCAUCCCGUCCUCCUCCAAGGUCAUCCCGCUCAUCGGGGAGUACCUGCUGUUCAUCAUGAUUUUCGUCACCCUGUCCAUCAUCGUCACCGUGUUUGUCAUUAACGUCCACCACCGGUCGUCCUCCACCUACCACCCCAUGGCCCCCUGGGUGAAGAGGCUGUUUCUGCAAAAACUCCCCACCUUACUUUGCAUGAAGGACCACGUGGAUCGCUAUUCUUUCCCAGAUAAAGAUGAAGGUAAACCAGUGAGUGGGAAAGUCCGAGAUAAAACGAAACAGAAGCAGGUGAGCGAUGGAGAAAAGGUCCUGGUUGCUUUCCUGGAAAAGGCUGCGGAUUCCAUCAGGUACAUUUCCAGCCACGUGAAGAAGGAGCACUUCAUCAGCCAGGUGGUACAAGACUGGAAGUUCGCUGCCCAAGUCCUUGAUCGCAUCUUCCUGUGGCUUUUCCUGAUCGUGUCUGUCACAGGCUCUGUUCUGAUCUUCACCCCCGCUUUGAAAAUGUGGCUGCAAAGUCACUACUAGGAAUCUAAAAGGCACACAGAAAGAUAUAGUGGCACCUUAGCACUGACAUCCGGCUCGCGUGUACAGACAACAUCCGAACACACGUGCCUACUGGAGAGUCCCCAGUGUGGACUGUGUCUUGUGUCGUCCUCAGGGAUCCUGAACCUGGUGCAUCCGCCCAGAUCAUCGGUAGGUGCCGUGAAAGCGGGUUGGGUUUAAAUAAAGCAGACCCUCCUGAGACCCCCUACCUUGGCUUCCACCGACAUUCAGGGAGGAGUCAUGGGUCCAAGCCUGAGGUCACAGGCCAGGACAUGCCAGGACCACUGUGGUGACCCACCAAGAAUUCCAGGAGGUUGUGUGGGCAGACCUGGGUCUCCCACAUCUACUGGUGUCCUUGGUGGCUUUGCCUGGUGGCAGGCUGACCAAGUGUGCUGUGCUUCCACAGCGAUGCGGGUGAGCCAUCUGGGGGUGGGGGGUGACCUGGUGCAAGGGCACCUGGCACACACACUUGUCAUUAUGCGGCUUCCAGGACGACUGGUGACUCAGGUCCCCCCACAGAUGGUGAUGGGUGAAGUCGAUCUGACUUGAACAUGGUCCACCCCAAAGGGGUUCCUCAUGGCUCAUACCUGGCAUGAUAAAGGUUUUCAGAUGGCGAAACUGGAACCUACUGUCAAUUGUGACUUGCUUUAAGGUCACAGCAAAAUAACUUACAGUAGAAACAACGUCAUUUGCUACUGGAAGUGUGGUCAUUAAUACCCAGUAUCUUUUCCUAGAAAAUUGAAAUGCUGAACGUUCUCUGACAGUGGUUUUUAUGUCCCCUCAUCUGAUCUAAUCCAUUUUGGCUGUACCCCUUAGGUGUUUACAUUCUGUUUUUUCCUCCUCCCCAUACCCCCUUCUCCCCUCCACCUUCUG